Molecule: messenger RNA, 1332 nt
Organism: Sinocyclocheilus grahami
Lineage: Eukaryota; Metazoa; Chordata; Actinopteri; Cypriniformes; Cyprinidae
Product: cadherin-23-like
Exons: 7
Coding region: 1-1332 (443 amino acids)
Biological process (GO): homophilic cell-cell adhesion
Cellular component (GO): plasma membrane
Molecular function (GO): calcium ion binding
Source: RefSeq, a predicted model, not a curated record
AUGCAAGAUAGCAGGGUGGUAUCGGCGCGUGCUGGUGCUGUGCUGGACCGGGAGGCUUUCUCUGUGCCGCGGGUGGAGCUGUUUCUGCUUGGGGAGGAUGUGGGAGGUUUAAACAGCACCGUUCCACUCACAAUCACCAUCCUCGACAUAAAUGACAACCCACCUGUCUUCAAUCCAUCCAGUUUCGCUAGUGGGAGUGUAAACAGCACCGUUCCACUCACAAUCACCAUCCUCGACAUAAAUGACAACCCACCUGUCUUCAAUCCAUCCAGUUUCGCUGUACGCCUGCCAGAAAACAGCCCCACAGGUGUGGUAGUAACGCAGCUAUCGGCGAGUGACGCUGAUGGCGGCUCUAAUGGUUGGCUGCAGUAUCGGUUAGACAGCGGCGCUCAGGACCGUUUCAUUGUUGACGCUCUCUCUGGUGCCGUUGUGGUGGGCAAUGCUACACUGGACCGAGAGGAGCGUAGCUCGUACCGUCUAGUUGUCAUAGCAACUGACCGAGGCACACCCCCUCUCUCAGGAACGGCGACGUUAACUGUUGUUCUGGACGAUGUCAAUGACUCUCGUCCUCGUUUCAUACGGCCUGUGCAGACUAUCAGCGUUAACGAGUCAACACCGCCAGGAGAGGUUAUAGCUACGCUCACUGCCGAGGACCCUGAUCUACGACCCCGACUGGAGUAUUACAUCAUCUCUGUGGAAGCAAAGGAUGAUGGGAAUAAUCCAGUGGAUGGGCUGCAGCAGUCGUUUGGAAUUGACUUUUACACAGGUGCUGUGUUUGUACGAAACCCCUUGAACCGAGAGCUGGUUGCCACUUUUGAGAUCAUCGUUUCAGUGCAUGACAAUGCCAGUGAUGUUAUUGACAUGUCCGUCAGUGUACCCAACGCUAAAUUAACCAUCAACGUGCUGGAUGUGAAUGACAACGCUCCUCGUUUUCGUCCUUUCGGGGUAGCGAACUUCUCCGAGAGGAUUCUAGAGGGUGCUGUGUCUGGUACCACACUGCUGUCAGUGACGGCUGUGGAUCCUGAUAAAGGGCCCAACGGACAGAUCAUCUACCAGCUCCUACACCUGCCCCGUGGAGACUACAUAAGACUUGAAGACCCUUCUACAGGUAAAAUUGUGGCCAAUCGGACAGUGGAUUAUGAACAAGUGCAGUGGUUGAACUUCACGGUGCGUGCUCAGGAUCAUGGCACGCCUCCUCGCUUUGCCGAACUUCCUGUCUAUUUGCGCAUUGUUGAUGUCAACGACAACAACCCAGUCUUUCAGCAACCUUUGUAUCAGGUAAAUCAGAACAAACCAGAGAGUCAGGGUACUGAUGCUUUUCUUUCCUGCUAA